Messenger RNA from Myzus persicae (green peach aphid), 2144 nucleotides. Its product is annotated as methyltransferase-like protein 9. The transcript is spliced from 7 exons. Gene Ontology annotation, molecular function: protein-L-histidine N-pros-methyltransferase activity. Lineage: Eukaryota; Metazoa; Arthropoda; Insecta; Hemiptera; Aphididae. Bases 295 to 1194 code for a protein of 299 amino acids. The record is from RefSeq and is a predicted model, not a curated record.
UCAGUUCCGAAAUAUUGAAAACAAACUAAUAAUUGUUGAUCGAGAGUGUAUGUUUUGUUAAUUAUAUUUAAAACAUAAUCUCUAUACUAAUGCGUUGAAGACCUUCUUUUUUUAGUUUUUUAUUCUGAACUCACUGAUUGCAAGUACAAGUCGUAUACGCCCUGAUAUCAAAUAGCACCAAGAUAUAUUGUCCAGACGUCCACUACGUGACAGAUGUAUGCAAUUGAUUCCUACGAGUGUGCUGUGAAUUUAAACUUUUAAACGAUACAUUUCUUAGAGUACUUAGCUGGGAUUAUGAAUACGUACCGCAGACGUGGAUUAGCCAAGGUAAUAGCUGAAAAGGCGUUACUCAGCGAGUCCUUGAAGAACUUAAACAAAGCUACCUGGUACUCGGUGGACAAAUCCCAAUUGGACAACGACGUGUUUUCAAAUUUUGUGCAGAUGCACUCGGACGCGGACACCGAACGGUUCUUGGACGAUUCGAUCGAGCAGAGCGACAGGCUAUUGGCGCAAGUGUGGAAAUCGAUGGUGUCAUCAGUGCUGAACGUGUUCAUGACGAAGACUUCGAUCAACGGGUUGUUGCGGAGAGGAUCCAUGUUCGUGUUUUCCACCGACCAGAUCAGACGACUGCUGAACAUGACAUUUUUCGACAGUGGCUCGACCCUGAUCGACUUGGGCGCCGGGGAUGGGGCCACCACAGAAAAGUACUUGCCCCUGAUCCGCGAGGUCUACACAACCGAAAAGUCAGGGCCAAUGAUCCGGAUUUUGGCUGAAAAGGGUUUCAGAUUGUUGGAUGUCGACACGUGGUGGACUCGCGAAGAAAAAUUCGACGUGGUGUCGUGUCUGAACCUGUUGGACCGGUGCAGCAAUCCGGCAAAGCUCUUAGAUGAAAUGAAAAAAGCCUUGAAACCCAAUGGCAGGAUCGUCGUGGCGCUGGUGUUGCCGUACAAACCCUACGACGAAUUCAGUUCCACGGAACCGGAACAAAAGUUGCCGAUCACUGGCAUAACAUUCGAGGAACAGGUGUGUUCCGCGGUGCACGACGUGUUCGAACCGUCCGGACUGGAAGUUCUUUGCUGGACAAGACUCCCGUACCUGUGCGAGGGCGACCUGAGCCAGGAUUACUAUUGGCUGCACGACGCCGUCUUCGUGAUGUCAGCGAAGACGCAGUCGCAAGUCGUCGAGAACGCAUAGCAUCACUCAACAAAAAUUGUACAGAGUGAUUAUCUUGUUAUCGCUAUGUCAGUACUUUCUACAGAUUAUAUACAAUUUUAUAUAAUCUGUCGUAUUAUUAAAAUAAUUUAAUCGGUGAAUUUAUGUGUUUUUGAAUAUUUUUUUUUUAUAUUAAUAAAAAAAAAUUACACUGUACAUAAUGUAUUAUAGUUUGAUAUAAACAAAUUCACCCACGGGUAUAAUAAUAUUGUCUUCAGGUAAAAUUCAUUUUUGGAAAGGUUUAAAAAAUACACAAUUAUUUAUGUUUAAUAUUAAGUUUAAUUUUUUUUUUUGAAUAUAACGUUAUGGACUACAAUAAAUUUAAUCACACACAUUUUUUUUUCAUACAUCGGAUAUAAAACUUCUUAAGACUACAUAAUAUUAUGUCGCAAAUACAUAACCUAUUAUACCUAUGCAAUAAUUUAUACGUACGACACUAAGGCAUCGUCCAAAUGUCGGGUACGAAAUUGGCAGGGAUUGCAUGAAAACCUAAAUAACUUAUAAUAUGGAAGUCCCCACCAAGUUAGUGGAACGAAAUUUGGACGACCCUGCAGUACACAUUAUGCGCUUUCGGCUUUACACAAAUAGGAAAAUAAUGUCGAAAAUUAUGCAUCAAAUUUUGGAUUUUGGUAAAAAUUAAAGAAUGGAUUAGGAAAGAUCACAGAUACGUUUUUUUCUUCAAAUAAAGACAACUAAAAUAUUACCAUACUAGUAAAAUAAUAGUAAUAAAAAUACAUUACAUUUUAACACACAAAUCACAUUUACCUAUUAUACUGUUGGUAGUAAUAAAUAUUCAUUUUGGAGCUCAAUGUAAACAUUUGUACUUACAAUUGCCACUCUCUUAGUCAAUGAACAUUUAUUUUAACCAUACAAUUACAGAAUCAAACUGAAACAUGCCAAUUAAAAAAAAAUAAAUCAUGGGUACCAUGUUU